CGCCCAGAAGUCUCGUUUUGGGUCUCGGUUUGUUUCGGCAGAGUUUUACUUUCGUGUUUGUUUCUCCGACUUUACGUUUUGUUAUAUGUAUAUAGUGGAGGAGUGCUCAUAUUGAAGUAACGCUGAAACUGACUGAUAGUCGGUCUUUUAGUCCAUGGCGUGUGAAGGAAACGGCAUGUCAGAUGAGAGGAUAGGAGAAGCCCUGAUAAAACAGGUCAUACAGGAGGAACUGAGGGACGUGACCUCAGAAGAUGUACCACCCCUCACGCCGCUGGCUGUGGAGUUAAAGACCGUGCAGGAGCAGAAUAUGGUGACUCAGCUGGGCAACAUGAUCCGUAUCAUCGGUGACAGGGUCAAAGAUGACAAGGAGUUCCAAGAUGCAAUUGAUGGGGUGGCUUGUUGCCCUGGUUCCAAAUGGGACAGAUUUAAGGCUGUGGCAGACAAAGUAUUUCACCAUGGGAUCACCUGGGAGAGGAUCGCUGUGCUCUUCUAUGUUGCCGGCAAGCUGGCUGUCAGGAUGGUGGAGGCCCAUCUCCCUCAGUCAGUGAGGGACAUCCUGAUGUGGACUGUGGAUUUCUUCAGGAACAAUCUGCUGGGCUGGAUUCGCGAGCAUGGAGGAUGGAUCAACAGUUUCUCUGACCUGGCGGUGGCGUCCAUGCAGAACGUCUCAUCGCUGAGCUCUCACCCCUACGGCCUCGUCAUCAUCUUCGUUGCUGGCCUGGCAAUGGGAAGCUUCAUCACCUGGAGACUGACCAGACAGCUCUGAGGCGCAUGCACACACACACACACACACACACACACACACACACACACACACACACACACACACACACACACACACACACACACACACACACACACACACACACACACACACACACACACACACACACACACACACACACACACACACUCUCUCUCACUCUAUACCUGGGCCUGUCUAUACCAUUAGUGAUUAGCAAGGUGGUAUUUGACCUGACUGUAAAAUGUUUACCAGAGGGUUUGUUAUUCAGGGUUAUUAUGUGAUGACAUCAUGUCUGGCAAAGUGCAUGGGCAUGCUUUCAUGUCCUGAUCCCAUGUUGAGGUCAAAUUGACUCUCACACAUACUCUCUGCUCCUCUACCCUCUCUGUUGAUGUACUGUAUCAUGGUAAAAUGUCAAACUCUUUUAGAUAUAUUUCAUCCUUCAAUUACUAGACAGAAAUUCUAACAAUGGCAGUGUUAAACCAUAAACAGAUGGUCCACACCUGUACUCUGGGUGUGACCACACUGAUGUAGGUGUGUUCUAAAUGUUCCAGCUCCAGCAUUCAGCUCCAGUGCAUCUCCAUACAGGGCCAUAUCCCAAUGCCCUUAUUUGAUCCCUUCGAUAUCCCUGCACUAUUUUUUGCAGAAAUCACUGCGGAGGCUUGAAUAGGGAAAUGCCAAACCCCUUCUCACAGGAGAAACUUGAUAGCGUGCUAUGUAAGAGAAAGGUCAGGGUCAUGUGACUGACCUUAGUGGUGCAUAGUUCAGCACUGGUUUAACAUCUAUAUACAUUGAAAGUGUUUGUCUGACUAACAAAAACCUGUUGGUGGUCAUGGGAAAGGUUUACCUUCAGAAGUCAGGUGACAUGAUGUAAAGCGGGACUGAUAAGCAGUCAUCCAGCACAAUGGUCAUCGUAAUUUUCAGCAUUUUGUUUUCAUUAUUUUCUGUUUCAGUCACAGUUUGAUUAGGUUUAGACCAUAGCACUCCUUGAUUAGGUUUAGAUCAUGGUGUGGGUUAAAAUAAUAAGUCAAUGUUGACUUUUUGUUUCACACAGGGCAGGAACAGUGUUGAUAACAAAAUAAAUCAGCCCUGUUCUAAGUUACAACUAGGUAAACUUUAGGUUAAAGAUUACAUAUGAAACCAGUCAGGUUAAGGUUUAACAGUUUAUCCAAAAAGUGAUAAGAAGGAUAAAAUGUGUGCUAAUAAGGAACACAACUCUCUGCCACACACUGUGUGAUGCAGGACUUAAUGUGCUGAGUCCAUCACUAGAUUAGUUAUUGUAUCAUUGCUGGCUUCCUCUUGUAUUGUUUGAAGAAGCAUACGACAACUACUCAUGGAAAAAGUGGAGAAUAUAUACAGGACAGGGAAAGACAUGACCCAUUGCCUCUGUUCAGUGAGGGAGAAUAAACAUAUGAAAGAAUACUUGUAUGCGUAGGUCUGAGUUAUAAGGAUAGUGAUAGCACACAUGGUAGAUUAGCUUGCUCACCGUAGUGCUGAUUCAGACCUUGCAGAAGCUGGCAGUCUGUCAAGAAUCUCUGCUUCUCACAGCUCAGAAGUUUUAUAUCAACUUACCCCCUUUAUCGUAAAUCUUGUGGUGAUUAGACAUCACUACGGAUCAAGUCAGUUUGUUUUUUUUGAAGUACAUUAUUACAAUCCCUCCAUUCAGAGAAUGAAAAAAAAACCUUAAAGGUGGAAAAUGUCAGGAAGAGCAACAGAGGUACGAUCCUUCUCUAAUACACCAUGUGUACAGAAUAGAUGAACAACAGUACGGACAAUCAUCAUGACAAAAAUGUACACAGUAAACUUAUAUCAAGAAAAUGCAUACAGAAAUCUUGUUAGCAGGACAAAGAUGCACAGUAUGAACUAGGCUUAAUUGACUCCAUUGAGACUGAGACUGAAGGAUGAUGGUAAUGGGCAUAAAGCCUAAUGAUCAAAGAAUACGAAACCAACAGAGUUAAGAAUGAGUGUAAGGUUUGGAUUUAAAGAUCUCCCCAGAACAAACUGUCUAAUGCCCCCACAGCACUUUAUACCAGCACACAUAACAGAAGGAACUGGGGUGUCACAUGACAUGGGUUUAUUUCCUCUUUAGGCUUUCAUCUAGUUAAAAGAGCUAUGUGACCUGAUGGCCUGACAAAAAAAGGGGGGAGUUUCUUUAUCUGUCAUUCCUACUGUAUACUCUAUCAUGAAUAUGUAAUAGUCAGGGAGAGCAGUCUUACAGUAUUUUGAUGUGAGAGAGAUUUACAUUUUUUCCACUAAUUAAGAAUGAUGAGAAAUUCUCAUAAUACCCUGAAUUAUUGAAUAUCAAACUCACAAAUUGAAUAUAAAUGAAUGAGGCAAAUGGAUACAUAGAGAUUUCUUUAUUGUUUCCCAUUGUACAGAAAGUUUUUGUUGGGAAAGGACAACAGAGCAAUAUGAACAAAAAAUAAUAACUCAGGGACAGCGUGACAACCAAAGCAUUUAACAGGGAUGCACCAAUAUACCAGCAGAACAUCGGAAUUGGCCAGUAUUCACUGACUGACUGAUUGGCAAAUAAAGUCCUAUGGAACAGGACGAGUGUUAUCAGGGGAUCUUGUGCAAUUUAGAAAUAACCACCCCACAUUUGUGUUUUGUGUGGCUACUUCAUACAAGUUAAGCAAAGUCUGAUGUCAUGGCUCCGUAGAACAUCAACUUUCAGAAGUGAAUCCUCUGUUCACAAGCAGCCACAUUAUUAAUCUAGUUUAAAGUUGUUUCACCCUCUUUGUGUGUGUGUCACAAGAAUGAAAACAAUGCUUUGUGACUACUAGAACAUCACUUUAGAACAUCAAUCCAGCUGAUCUGACGGCAUACUGUGAUCAAAUUUCUUGCUUGAUCAGAUGUCUGACAACAGGAUACAACCCAAAAUCACCAAAAUGCUGAUUCACAACGGACUAAUAUAAUAAGACAUCUGUGUCUGGCAAGAUACAGUGGGUCAUUAGAGAAGAAGAUUUGUAGUCCAGGACAUUCCUCCAGCACUACACAACUUGAUCAUAAUGCUUUUUUGUCACACAUUUAACCCUUUAUCAAAAAACCUUAGCGUUUUUGCAAUAUGGAUUUGCACUUGGCCAUAUUGCACUUACUGUUAUAUGUAGAGUAAUUGCACAGUCCCAGUCCCCGGGUAAUACUAGUCCAGUACGAAUAGGGCUCAAGAUGUCGUGGCUGAUGUGUAUCUAAUGUCAUAUCAGUUUGGUGCUCACACAUUCACGAGUUAUUGGUUUGAGACAUCCUCGCCAUCACCAGGUUUUUGAAGCAGUUGCUUUAAAAAAAGAAAAAGGAAAAUCUAUACCACAUAAAAGAAGGCGAUUUUAAUGUGUGUUUCUUGAAUUUAAUGAUUGAAUUUGUGCACUUUCAUAGACAGUAUAGUGAAGGGCUGACUGACUGACUGAGUUCAGCUAUUUUUUGUAAGAAUGUGUAUUUGUUUCCUUUGCCUGGAUGAACCAUGAAAACAAAACUAAAGCAUACACCAAUAAAACCUCUGUACUGCCAUCGGCUAUUUGCCAGAUUUUGAAAUUGGGUUGAUACCAAUACAAUGAUUGAAAUAACAAUUGGUGCAUCUCUUGUAUUUAAGCUUGUUGUGGUGGUUAAUAUUCCCCCAAGUUCCUUAUCUUCAGCACUGUGCUUGUUUCAUCAUAUGACUCUGCAGAGUUUCAGGUUGGGGUAAUAAUAAGCUCUCACAGUCUGCUGAUGUCACUCUGAUCACAUUGUGCUUCAUUGUUGAAUAUCACUAUCAGCAGUACAUAUAGCAUAUCAUGUUCAUUUGUAAAAAACAAACAAAAAAAAAAAGUCAUGAUUGUAAGAUGUCUCAUGUGCCUUUUCAUUGUACCACAUUCAUUAUAGUCUUUUGAAAAUAAUGAAUUGAUUAACAAUUGCAGAGGUUCACACUCUAUUCACACAAAUAAAUGAUGUGAAAGGUUAUUUUGUCUGAUUGAAGAAUUUUUACCCUUUUUAUGUCACUAUGCAAUACAUGCUGUGGAUGGAGAGAGAGAAUAAUAAAGCCAUCUUUUGUAAGUCUGA
Molecule: messenger RNA, 4771 nt
Organism: Acanthopagrus latus (yellowfin seabream)
Lineage: Eukaryota; Metazoa; Chordata; Actinopteri; Spariformes; Sparidae
Product: apoptosis regulator BAX-like
Exons: 6
Coding region: 155-766 (203 amino acids)
Biological process (GO): intrinsic apoptotic signaling pathway in response to DNA damage; mitochondrial fusion; extrinsic apoptotic signaling pathway in absence of ligand
Cellular component (GO): mitochondrial outer membrane
Molecular function (GO): protein homodimerization activity; protein heterodimerization activity; channel activity
Source: RefSeq, a predicted model, not a curated record